ACUCCACACAGGCGGGUCCGGGAUCCAACUCGGGACUUCAGAACUGUGAGGCCAACGCUUUACCAGCUGCUCCACCUUGCCGCCACAACAUUAAUUGGACACUCUAAAUUGCGCGUAGGUGUGAUUGUGAGUGCGACUGUUGGUCUCUAAGUGCCCUGCGAUUGGUUGGCGACCAGUUCAGAGUGUGCCCCGCCUCCUGCCCGCUGACAGCUGAGAUAUGCUCCAGCGCUGCCCGCGGCCCUUGUGAGGAUAAGCGGCUAAGAUUGAUGGAAUCCACUGGGACGCUUUUAUUUUGAAGGCCUGUCUAUUGACAGGAUGUCACAUCGACAUUGCCCCCAACUUGUCGGAGUGUUGCCGAGCACACCGGGAGGCUUAUUGCCUUGAAUUGUUAAUAAAACUUUGCAUUGCGUCCUUUACAGUAGACGCUGAAGUCGCUUCUUCCUCUUUUGUGUCUGCAUGAAUGUCGUGCAGUAUACUGCCUCCUGCUGGCCACACCAGGAGCAGCAUAAUGAAUUGGGCUCUGGUCUUGGGUUUUAAAUCUCGAAAAGUUCCCGUGGCCGCCGUUCGCCAUGGAUUUCCUCUUCCUCAACUCGUCGGCGCUGAUCAUCUCUCAGCGGCCCGCCAACGCCACGGCGCGGGAGCGCACGGUCUACGAGGGCUGCCGCGACAUGCCGGCCGUGCUCAUCUGGUACCUGGGCCUGCAGUUCAUCAACAUGUUCCUGGGCAUCCCGGCCAACAUCCUGGUCCUGUGGCUCAUCCGCAAGAACAAGGGGGACUCGUCCACGUCGGACAUCUUCAUCCUGCACUUGGCUGUUCUGGACGUGCUCUUCUGCCUCAUCCCACCGUUGGAGCUGGCUAACAUCGUGUUCCUCACCACCAGCACCACCUGGUACAUUUUGCGCUUCUUCUACGGCAUGAAGGACUCGUCGCCGCUGUUCCUCUCGUGCAUCUGCCUGGACCGCUACGUGGCCGUGGUGCACCCCAUCGCCUUCACCGAGCUCAAGGACCGCCGACACCGGGCCGGCCUGGCCGCGCUGGUCUGGCUCGUCACGCUGGGCUACGCCGCCGCCAAGUCCGUGGGCCGCAUCGUCAACUUCGAGAAGGUCUUCACCGCCAUGAUCCUGGCCGCCUUCGCCUUCAUGGUGUUCUGCAACAUCGCCAUCCUGUGGGUGCUGCGCCAGUCCGGCCCCGGGCGAGACGAAAUGCACCCUGUGAAGAAGCGAGCCUUCAAGAUGGUGCUGAUCAUCCUCGCCAUCAUCGUCUUCAACUACUUCCCGCCGGUGGCGCUCUUCCCCUUCCAGGACUACUUCUCGCCCGACGUCUUCCGUUGUUACAUCCACUACGUCGCCUUCGGUCUGAUGGACUUCAGCAGUAGCAUCCAGCCCAUGCUCUAUUUGUCUAAGGAGAAGGUGGCAUGUGCAGGCUGCUGCCAGGCCAAAGCCACGCAUCUCCGGUAGCUUCUACAUCGCAAAUCCGCCCCUCACAUUCCUCUCCUUUCCAGUGCAAGCCUCCCUCCAUCUUUCUAAUUGUUCCUCCACCUCCUCCCUGCUUUCACUCAGAUCAAAAUAUCAUCUGCGAACAUCGUAGGUCAAGGGGAAUCCAGUCUAACCUCAUCUAUCAGCCUAUCCGUUACUACGGCAAACAGGAAGGGGCUCAGGGCGGAUCCCUGAUGCACUCCCACCUGUAACUUAAAUUCUUCUGACACAUCUACACUGACACACCUGUUCUGCUGCCCUCUUACAUGUCCUGUACUAUUCUGACAUAUUUCUCCGCCACGUCGGACUUGCGCAUUCAGUACCACAGUUCCUCUCUUGGUACUCUGUCAUAGGAUUUCUGGACCUUAUUAGAUGAUGCACAAAAUAUUGCAGUUGCUGAGUGUAUUGUGCAUAGUUGGAGCUAUUGAAUGAUUGAAAUGUUUUUUUCCAAUCUUGCUGAGAAGUCAAAGCUACAAAAGUGAUAACAUACUAGUGUAACUUCCUAUAAGCGAGGGCCAUAUCUAGCCACACUGUGAACUUAAAAUUUAUUUCAGGGAUGGACGGAAGUAAACAAAGCUGUAUCAAAGGAUUGAAAGGAGGAGGGAAGGAUACAAGGCCGGUAUGAAAGGGUGAUAGGGGAGGAAGGAUGGACGGAAACGAUAGAAACAAGGAUCUAUGAAUGAUGGGAAGGAGAGAAAUGGGUGAUUGAGGGGAGGGUGUUUGGAAGGAGGGAUAAAUGAUGGAAGGAAACGAUUGUAUAAAAUGAAGGACAGGAGGAAGGAAGGCAACAAGGACGUUUGAAAGGAAGGUAAAAUGAUAGAAGUGACAAACAAGAUAGGAAGGAUGGGGUUAACUGUCACUUUUAGGGUCACCGCCUGUCAGCACAUUUGGCCUUGAAACCCAAAUUUGAAACACAAAGAGAGUGUAAAAACCCCAACCUUUACUUGAAAGUCCACACUGUAUUGGAUUUACGAGAUGAAACUUCAACAAAAUUGCAACAAUUGAUUGAAUUCAUCCCAACCACUGUACUGUAUAAUGAAUUCACGUCUUAAUAAAUUCACGUCUUCAAAACAUCUUGACAAUUUUUUUUUUGUUUAAAAAAAAAGUCAGUCCUUUUCGCUUUAAUCGUUCAAAUUUAAAUGGCGAAAAUUUCA
This is a messenger RNA of Syngnathoides biaculeatus (alligator pipefish), 2629 nucleotides long. It is a transcript of the gene hcar2, whose product is annotated as hydroxycarboxylic acid receptor 2-. Gene Ontology annotation, biological process: phospholipase C-activating G protein-coupled receptor signaling pathway; positive regulation of Rho protein signal transduction. The record is from RefSeq and is a predicted model, not a curated record. The coding region runs from base 570 to 1457 and encodes 295 amino acids. Lineage: Eukaryota; Metazoa; Chordata; Actinopteri; Syngnathiformes; Syngnathidae. Gene Ontology annotation, cellular component: membrane. Gene Ontology annotation, molecular function: G protein-coupled receptor activity. The transcript has 2 exons.